CUAGAGCAUGUCCAGCCAAUGAGGCAGGCUGGCCAGGCAGACACGUGUUACUCAGUGUUUCCAAAUGAGCCUACAGGAAACCAGCCACUUAAGAAGGAAGCUUGGCUUUUCUGGGCUUUAGAGAAAACUGACUCGUUGGAGUUCCCGUAACCGAUAGGCUGCUGGUGGGGGACGGGGCUGUAUUUUCCAAAUACACACAAAAAAGGAGAAUCCAGGGGCGAACGGAAACUUUGACCUUGGCGAGCCAGGCUGCAGGGGUGGGGCUUCCCGAGAAGCGUGGUCAAAAGGCAGUAGAGGCCGGGAGCUUGUCACUCUCCUGUCCAUCUGCGCGCCUGUCCACACACGCUCCUAUCUAGCCACAUUGGCCUCUCAGAAGAGCAGGGCCAAGGAUGCGAGAGACGCCGUUUGCCCCCGCCGCCAUGCAGUGCCUCCUACGGUACUUCCAUCCCAGCCGGGCGGGCCGGAGCCGGCUGGCCUUGGCCGAAAAACACUUGUGUGCUCGGGGUACCGCCCUGUGGACCCACAUCCGAAACCUCGUGUGCAAGGGCAAGGUGGGCAGACGGCUGGACCCCCAGGCCCUGCAGGACAGAGACUGGCAGCGGACCGUGAUCACCAUGAAUGGGAUUGAAGUGAAACUCUCAGUCAAGUUCACCAGCAGGGAGUUCAGCUUGAAGAGAAUGCCUUCCCGAAAACAGACGGGUGUCUUUGGAGUCAAGAUUGCCGUGGUCACCAAGAGGGAGAGAUCCAAGGUGCCCUACAUCGUGCGCCAGUGUGUGGAGGAGAUCGAGCGCCGGGGCAUGGAGGAAGUGGGCAUCUACCGCGUGUCUGGAGUGGCCACAGACAUCCAGGCGUUGAAGGCGGCCUUUGACGUCAGUGAGUGUCGGCCCGGGCAGCGCGGGCUGGGGGCGUGGGCGUGGUGACCGUGUGCCUCCCACGGCUCGUGCUGGCUAUAUUAGGCUCCGUACCUUUCCUUCACUUGUUUUAUUUUUUAAAUGAAAAGAAGAGGGAGCGGUGGGACGUGCUGGCUACAUUAGGCUCCG
Molecule: messenger RNA, 1040 nt
Organism: Leptonychotes weddellii (Weddell seal)
Lineage: Eukaryota; Metazoa; Chordata; Mammalia; Carnivora; Phocidae
Source: RefSeq, a predicted model, not a curated record